Mugil cephalus (flathead mullet) is the source of this 5076-nucleotide messenger RNA. It is a transcript of the gene ccdc18, whose product is annotated as coiled-coil domain containing 18. The coding region runs from base 391 to 4800 and encodes 1469 amino acids. The transcript has 26 exons. The record is from RefSeq and is a predicted model, not a curated record. Lineage: Eukaryota; Metazoa; Chordata; Actinopteri; Mugiliformes; Mugilidae.
CAUUUGUUAGUAGUAGUAGUUAAUAGUUAGAAGUACGUAGUUUGUACUUGCACCAGAACGACAAAAGUAACAGUUCAUAAAAAAGAAAACUGUCGUUGAUAGCGUUUGUAUUAGAAUGAUAACGUGAACUAGCUAACCACCUGUUGAGCCAGUGAGCAUCUUUGUUUACAUUUAUCAGCUGUAAUUAUGCUAGCUUGCUUCCAGUUUUAUACAAUAACCAGAGAUGUUUAAAACAUAACCUUGUGAUAAUGAGUUAGUUGUCGGGUUUCUGCAAAGUUCCAGCUGUUAACACAAAUUGAAAAUGUCACUUGAGUUGGUGAGAGCUAGCCUCAGAGAAAGCGGUAGAACCGUGGAUUCACGUUAGCUGGAGGUGCACUCGUAAUUGGUCUAAUGUUUGAGGACGAGGAAGAAUUAACCAAUGAUCUGGUCAGUCUGAGGAAUCUGCUUCGAUUAACGGAGCUCAGCCUGCAAAGUGUGGGACAGAAACUGAGUCAUUCUGAGUGUCAUCAGGAUGAGAGUUGUCUUCAGCAGAGUCCUGACCACCUGAUCUUACAAGACGGGGAGGCAUCUGAUGUUCCUCUGUCCUCAUCUGUCUGUGUUUGCCUGGAGAGGCCCCUCAGUGCAGCUGCUGACAGACGGGCUGCAGCUGGCAGUCCCCUCUCUUCCAGCUCUAUGUCUGCCUCAUUCAAAGCCCAGUCAGUAGAGAUGGAGUCUAUUUCUUCACGGAAGAAGGGGGGUUGUGUGCGGCAGGAGAAUGCCUGCCUGGUUUUCCAGGAUGAACAACUCAUCAGUGACCUGGAUGCAAUGCAGUAUGAACUUGCUACCUCGAAAUCUCAGGUCCGCCACAGAGGUCCCAAGUUUGGCGUUAACAACAAUGUGGCAGUCAUGAGCGAACAGAUUCGUCAGCUUGAAGCGGAACUGGAGGCUCAGGCCAAAGACUUAAAGGAAGCAGAGCUAAGGGCAGACUGUUGUCAGGAAGCAGCAGCUCACAGUGAUAUUGUGGUGGCGUCACUUACUGAAGAACUGAACUCACUCAGAGAAGAGUUUAACAACAAGACAGCGCUAGGAAAACGGGCUGAGCAGCAAAGGAACCAAGCACUUCAAAAUGCAGAGAAACUCAAAGAAGCUUUCAAAGAUUAUAAGGCCACCAUUUCCAUUAAGCUGAAGAGGGUAAUGGAAAGUGAGAGCAGACUCAAAGAGAGUCUUAUUGAAUGUGACAGAGAAAAAGAAGAGCUGGAGAUGAAGUUUAAUGUGCUUGAGAGGGAGAAGGCUGAACACAGCAAAACAAUCAGCCAGCUAAAGGAGGAAGUGAGACAUGCCAAGGCCACAGCAGCCGGCCUCCAAACCAAAUUUGAAGAGGCUGAACGAAGAACCUCACACCUCGAGCGGCAACUUGUGGAGCAAAGUGCAGAGUGCAGGGAGGUGGCCUCUGUGCGCAAGGAGCUGGAAGACCUACGGACUCAGACCCACAGCCAGGAACAGAGGGCGACACAGAGCCUGAGAGAGGCUCAACAGAGCCAGGCAGAGCUGUCCAGUCUGGAGGCCAUACUGGCUCUGCUGCAUUUACGAGAGGGUGCUGUGGGGCCAGUCUGUGUCAGUCCUUGCAUGUUGCCUCCGGUGGACUACUCAGGAACUGCACAUCUGCUGAAGCUAAAGCCAGGUGAAGGCUACCAGCAGCUGCUGAGAGUGCUGCAGGCAAAGGAAGCUGAGAGGAUGAAACAGAGUAGCGUGAUCGAGCGGCUUCAGGAGCGUCUGAGGCGAGCGCAGGAGGAGAACUCGUCCCUACAGAGCUCCAUGGCACAAAGAGCCUCGCACUACCAGAGCCUUCACACGGAGCUGCUGGACAAAGUCAGCCAGGCCACGGACACAGAGAAAGAGCUGAAGAGAAAAAGUGCACGAGUUGCUGCGCUGGAAAAACAGUUACAGGAGAAAACCUCGUCCUACGCUCAGGCUGCACUGAAAAACACCGAGCUGGAGAAUCAGCUCUUGGAGAAGACCAACACUCUUCAGCAUUACCAGUCACUGAUGACCAAGAAGCAAAGAGAGUAUCAGGAGUCUUUGGAGGCGUGUAAACAAUCGCAAUCUCAUCAAUACGUGGAGCAACAGCACAGAAUAGAAAUGUUGCAGCUGUCUGUGGAACAGGCUCAGUCUCGGGUGUUGGAGAUGGAGCAGGAGUUGAGUUCACUCCAGAUGGAGCGAGAUGCGGCUCAGAAAGCUGCUCAGCUGCUGCAGACGUCUUUAAACCAGCUCACACAGAAGAAGCAGACUGAAGACAGACACAAUGAGGAGCUGGUCGAGAGUUUCAAACGGCAGGCAGCUCAGUCUGCUACCAAGGUGUGUGAGCUACAGUCGUCUCUGUCAGCAUGUAGAGAAGAGCUGUCUUCAUACCUGCAGCAGAUGGAGGAGAUGAAGAAGAACCAUGAGACUGAGCUGCAGAAGAAGAACAACAAGGUGUCCUCUCUGCAGGAGAAGCUCCACAGCACCAGCCUUGUUUGUCAGAGCUCCAGCGAACAGAACCUGCAGCUGCAGUUUUCUCUGCAGCAGCAGCAGACCAUGCUGUCUGAGAGCACCGCUCGGGUUUCAGAGCUGGAGGAGAGCCAGAGCCAGCUGCACACACAAGUAUCCAGUCUGGAGCAGCAGCUGGAACGAGCCCGGACGUCUCUGCAGGACGAAGUAGGGAAGAGAGAGCAGGACGUCCAAAUGAAGGACAAGAAAAUUCAGGAGAUGAACCAGGAGAAUAUACAACUCUCUGAGUCUGUUAGCCAUCUCACAUCAGAGACGGAAAAGUGUCGAGGGGAGCUGAUGUCUAAAGAGUCGGAUUUGCAAAAUCUGCAGAGGGACGUCUCCAUCAAGACGUCUCAGAUCAGCAGCCUGGAGGAGAACCUGCAACACAUGAAGAACCAACUCAGCAGCAAGAGUGACAUGGUCAUGGAUCUGGAGGAAAAGCUCCAUCGCUGUGAGGCAGAUCAGCGAAACUGUGUCCAGCAGGUCCAGAUCCUGGAGCAGCAGUUACAGACAGUACAGGGAGAGUUGGCCGACGCUCUGAAGCAGCUACGAGAACUCAAGGAGGUUCUGCAGAGAACCCAAACCGUCUCAGAUGAGCGACAAUCCACAGUGGAAAAGCUGACUGUCCAGCUUAGGGAGACCCACAGGGAGCUGGAGGAGAGAACUCAUGAGGUCUUAGACAUGGACAGUGCACUAAAGGAAAGACAGGGGGAGCUCCAACAAAGAGCAAAGCUGCUGGCCCAGCUGGAAGUGGCCAUCAGAGAGCACAAGCAAGAGAUGGAGAGGAAGGUGGAGUUUCUGGAGCAGAGCCUGGAAGCCAGAGAAAGAGAGCUGAAGGAUGCGCAGAGGGAGCACUUGGACAGGAACGUGAAGGAGUCUCAGGAGCUCAGCCAGCAGCUGUGCGUUUGUCAGCAGCGACUUCAGAAAGUGUCAGAAGAGCUUGAAGAGACUCGACGUCAGCGUGAGACUCUGAACAGAGAGCUGGACGACGCCAAGUUGCUGACAAAAGAGACGGAGGCCCGGCUUUAUAGUGUGGAGGAGGAGCUGACUCUGAAGGAGGCGCGUUGGGAGCAGCUGGAGUCCAGACUGCAGGGCAUGGUCACUUCUCUGGAGCAGGAGCUGGAUCUGGAGAGGGAGCAGCACAGCAAGGAGCUGGACUCCCUGCAGCAGACUCGGGGGCAGCUCCUCAAAGUCUCGGAGCAGAUCUCCACCACCAUGCGCUCCUCUCAGGAGCAGCUCACCGUCAAACUUCAGCAGAGCCAGGCCCAACUCGAGCAGGUCAAGGCCGAGCUGGACCGAGCUACGACUGAGCUGGACCGUACCACGAACCAAGUCGGUCAGCUCCAAACGCAGCUGGACCAGAGCCAGGCUCAGUUUCUUCAGAUUAAAACCCAGCUGGAGCAGAGCAGGAUUUACUGUGAACAGACCAAAGCCCAGAACAUCCAUCUACGUACCCAGCUGGAGCAGAUGACUGUGCAGUUAAAUCAAACCAGGGCGCAGGCUGCCCAGCUCCAGACCCAGCUCCUGGCCUCUGAGAAGUCUGUGGAGACCUCCAACGAUUCCCUGCUCAUCAAGGAGUCUGAGCUGACUCGUCUCCAGGCCAGGAUCUCCAGUCUGGGACGAACUGCUGACCGACAGAAUCUGUACAAUCACGCACUCUCUCUCCCGGCUCUGCACAAAUUCACGGACGCUCCGGAGCGUCACUCUCCAGCUUCAUCCCCUAAAAGGCUGCAAACAACAGCCACCUCUCCCUCCCACGUCCAGCCAACGCACCCGCACUCUCCUACACACAGACAAACCUGCUCUUCGCCUCCUGCUCACACGUACCCACACCUGUCCAAGAGCCACCAAGCAUGCGACGCGUGGAUGCACAGCAGCAGCACCAGCUCCUCCCUGGACCUCCCUCCGAGCCUGAAGGCCACACUGAGGGAGGCGCUGGAGUCCACGUCUGCCUCCAUUUCCUCUUUCCAGGAUUCUGUGAACUACAGCUGGCAGGGCCUCAGUUCCACAGAUGCCACAGCGACAUCAGACGUCUCUUUUGACCCGCUCACGUACAUGGUGGACAAGCAAGGCGACCGAAGCCACAACGUGGAGGAGACGUUGAUGCACGAAGGAGGAGAUGAGCUCCUCAGCGAGUCAAGGAGGGAGUCUGUGAGCACGCUGGUGGGUCAGGAGGAGCAGGAGGAGGAGGUGGAUAUGAGUUCGCUGACGGGGAUGCUGAGGUUUGUUAACCAGACGUUGGCCAUGCAGGAGGAUCCCUCUGUGUGGAGCUCCACACAGCUAACACACACCUGAAGCAACUCCAGAAGGACGUCAAGGAGACCUCAGAGAGAAGAGCUGUUUGCACUGGUCUGUGUACAUAUGAUAUCUGUAUUCAUUUGUGUGUUUGUACUGUCUAGUUGAGGGGACCACUACUUUUCCAGAUCUACUGUGACGUUUCAUGUAAAUGUAGCAUUUGUAUUUCACGUUGUGCGUUUUCAUAGCGGAUAUUUAUAUAUUCUAAACCUGUUUUUAAUGAACUAAGUGCAUUAAAGUUACUUUAUAUAUCAGGACGUUGUGUUUUGUAGUUUU